CCUGGACCACCUGACCCACCGGGACCACCAGGCCCACCGGGACCUCCUGGGCCACCGGGACCUCCUGGGCCGUUAGGACUACCGGGACCUCCUGGCCCACCGGGACCUCCUGGCCCACCGGGACCUCCUGGCCCACCGGGACCUCCUGGGCCAGGGUUCCCGCCGGGUCCACCAGGACCUCCCGGACCCCCUGGGCCAUUUGGACUGUACGGACACCCUGGUCCACCAGGACCCCCUGGACCUCCCGGUCCUCCUGGGCCAUUUGGACUGUACGGACACCCUGGAUUAUGUCCACCGGGACCACUUGGUCCACCUGGUCCACCAGGGCCUCCCGGUCCACCAGGGCCUCCUGGUCCACCUGGUCCACCUGGUCCAUUAGGUGAGUAUGGACAUCCGGGACCAUGUCCUCCUGGACCCCCAGGUCCACCUGAUCCCCCAGGUCCUCCUGGUCCACCAAGACCUAAUGGGCAUCCUGAUCCGUGCUGGCCGGGUCCACCUGGACCACCUGGACCACCUGGACCACCUGGACCACCUGGCCCACCAGGCCCUCCAGGGUUUGCCAUGUUGGGUCGGAUAAGUGCCCCGGAGACAGUCUGGUCCCGUCCCAUCUCUGGGAUGAAUACGCUGUAA
This is a messenger RNA of Bolinopsis microptera, 630 nucleotides long. Its product is annotated as basic proline-rich protein-like. Gene Ontology annotation, molecular function: extracellular matrix structural constituent conferring tensile strength. Gene Ontology annotation, biological process: extracellular matrix organization. The annotation marks the transcript as partial. The transcript is spliced from 5 exons. The record is from RefSeq and is a predicted model, not a curated record. Lineage: Eukaryota; Metazoa; Ctenophora; Tentaculata; Lobata; Bolinopsidae.